Molecule: messenger RNA, 1307 nt
Organism: Theobroma umbraticum
Lineage: Eukaryota; Viridiplantae; Streptophyta; Magnoliopsida; Malvales; Malvaceae
Product: putative methyltransferase TCM_000331
Molecular function (GO): methyltransferase activity
Source: RefSeq, a predicted model, not a curated record
AUGGAAGUUGGGGAAGCAACUGCUGUAGCAAAUGGUUUUUGCAUGAAUGAGGGAGAUAGAGAAAUCAGCUAUGCCAAUAAUUCUAUGAUACAAAAAACAGUGAUUUUGAAGACAAGGAGAAUUCUUGUAGAUACUAUCAAAGACUUGUUCUGCAACGUUCUUCCAACUUGUAUUAAAGUGGCAGAUUUGGGUUGUUCAUCAGGGCCAAACACCUUCUUAACAAUCUCUGAAGUCAUUGGCAGUGUUCAAGAGAUGUGCCAACAAUUACAGCUCAAAUCACCUGAGUUUCAAAUGUUUCUAAAUGAUCUUCCUGGAAAUGACUUCAACGCCAUUUUCAGGUCUGUUCCUGCUUUCUUUGAGAAGCUUAAGAGAGAGAAGGGCGAUCUCAUAGGGCAUUGUUCAAUAUCAGGAGUACCAGGUUCCUUCUAUGGAAGACUUUUCCCAAGCAGAAGUCUACAUCUUAUACAUUCUUCUUAUAGUGUUCAUUGGCUAUCAAAGGUCCCAGACGGAAUUGAGAACAACAAGUGGAAUGUGUACAUGGCAAAAUCAAGUCCUCCCAAUGUAUUUAAAGCUUAUGCGAAGCAAUUUAAGGAGGACUUCUCAUCGUUUUUAAGCAUGCGGUCAGAAGAAAUAAAACCUCGCGGGCGUAUGAUUCUCACUUUCAUCGGUAGGAGCAACCCAGAUCCCUCGACCGAUUUUUAUGGUUGGGAAUUGCUAGCAAAAACACUCUGUGACUUGGUGGCAGAGGGACUUGUGAAAGAGGCUGAUUUGGAUUCAUUCAACAUUCCUCUUUACACACCCUACAAGGAAGAAGUAAGUGAGAUUGUUCAAGAUGAAGGAUCCUUUGAAGUUGACAGGCUACAAGUUUUUGAAGUUGAUUGGGAUGAUGGAGAAGACGUCCACAGCAAUGGUCUUGUGUUGAACAAGUACGAACGAGGGCAGAAGAUUGCGAAUUAUGUAAGAGCUAUUUCAGAACAGUUGCUUGCCAGUCACUUUGGAGAUGCCGUAAUUGAUAGGUUAUUCACAAGGUUAGCGAUACAUGAGGCGGAGCACCUGGCUUCCAACCUUGGAAAGGUGGUUACUGUUGUCGUUUCAAUGACAAAGAAGUAGCCAGAAAGCUGCAUACGUUUUUAGUUAAAAGCCUAAUGUCUCCCUUAUAUAAUAAUUGAGUUAGCUUUGCAGAGUGUCCCUACGUUUUCGACAAUAGCACACGCGGGGACACAAUUUUAAAUUAAAAAAAAUAAAAGAUAUAAAUUAUUAGUCUUUGGUAGUUGCACUAAGUGUGUUAAAGUGCAAAUCGAAGCAUG